AAAAACCAAUCUAAAAAAAUUAAUUUGAUUGAAAAAAUGCUGUUAAAAUCGUAUUUUCACCACUAAAACUGUGCAAAACUUUGCGAUAGAAACAAAUGAAAGCCGCAUCAGCAGUUUUGACACUUGCAGUGAACUGUCAAAAACGAUUUCAUUGACACGUAAAUGUCAACGCAUUUUGCAUUGAUACAGCAAAUUGUUGAACGCGCACUUUGGAUUUGUUUGGACGCGAAUGAAAAACUAAACCAACGCAUAAAUUACAAACGAUAUUUAAUGCGUAAAUAACAUCGAAUUUUGGACGAAAAUAUUUGAACUGUUGUUGUUAAUCGCUUUAAUAUCGUGAUAAAUUUCGUGUAAAAUUUCUGGAGCAUUUGUUUGAAGAAAAAAAAAAUUAAGAUUUUUUUUUCGAUAGUUGUAUUUUUUGUGUAUGUUUAUCUCAAAAGCGAUUGGAAAAAAUGCCGGUGCCAGAGGAAAAUCGAACCCAACAUACAAACGAAAUGAACGGUUUCAAUGCGGACGUCAACAAAACCUGGGUAUACUCACUGCUUGUGAACUUGUCAAAGAUGUGGCGCACUGGUACGAGUUCAUUCGAUUUGACCUUGGAACAGUAUGGAGUGUAUGAAAUCAUUGACUGGAUCGUCCAACAUUUGUCGAGACAUCCAUUCCUAGCAUUUGGAAUGUCGAUGUGCGUGCUAUCAUGUGCCCUGCCGUUUAUUAUUUUCAUGAUUUUCGCCAUUGCAACUGUAAUCAUGACGUUCACCAGUUUCGUCAUCAUUGAAGGAACGUUAAUCACAAUGGCGUCGGCAUUGCUGUUUGGAUUCCUCGGUGCAGUCAUUUUAUUCUUCUUCUUCUUCGGUUUUGUGAUGAUGGCUGGGUACUUUGGAUUGGUGCAGAUUUACGAAUUGCUUGACUAUCCUAAUAAGCGUCGUGCUGUUGUCAACUACUUUCGUGGCGAAACACCAAGCCAAGCCGCUGAGAAAAAGAGAGAUUAAAUUGAACUGAACUGAACUGAAGCCCAAAGAACUGAUUCAAACUGAAUUCCAGUGAAAAAAAUUUGAAAUUAGAAAUAAUGAAAUACUAUGAUGAAAUCCCAAAGAACUACAUGCACAUAUUUCGGUCUCAAAAAGUAGUGUUUAUUGAAAUGUUAAAUGAAAUUCUCUCUAAUAUAUUGUAAUUAUCUCGUGCUCUAUCAUCCAA
Sitodiplosis mosellana (orange wheat blossom midge) is the source of this 1194-nucleotide messenger RNA. RefSeq lists its product as uncharacterized. Bases 453 to 989 code for a protein of 178 amino acids. The transcript is spliced from 4 exons. Lineage: Eukaryota; Metazoa; Arthropoda; Insecta; Diptera; Cecidomyiidae. The record is from RefSeq and is a predicted model, not a curated record.